Molecule: messenger RNA, 8731 nt
Organism: Manis javanica (Malayan pangolin)
Lineage: Eukaryota; Metazoa; Chordata; Mammalia; Pholidota; Manidae
Gene: ZKSCAN1
Product: zinc finger with KRAB and SCAN domains 1
Biological process (GO): regulation of DNA-templated transcription
Cellular component (GO): nucleus
Source: RefSeq, a predicted model, not a curated record
ACCCCAUCCCCCCACCCCCGAGCGCUGAUGAGAGAAUUUGAAACCUUAGUCCUAGUAGAUGAAGAAGUAAUUCGGGUCUAGUGGAGAUUAUGUACAGCCACUCUCUCAGCUUUCCGGAAUAUUUUGAAGGCCUUUAAUAAAAAUGAGCUAUCCGGCAGAUUAGGUGGAUUUUUCAGUUCUGGGUAGUUACUCUGCUGGUCUUGGAGUUCGUGAAGAGUGAGGGGAAUUUGUAGAAAUGCACCGAGCUGUUAGUAGAUUGAUUAACUGAGUGACCUCACAAGACAGAACAGUACACCAGUUCUGUUUUGUCAUCCAUAAAAUCAGCUAGAUUUUCUCAGAGGGCCCUAACAACUAUGAAAUUGUUUGAUUUGGUAAUUGAAAAACUAAGUUUACAGUUUAGCCUGACGGUCCUCCCCUUCCCCCUCUUUCCCGUAGUUCUUGUAGUGCACAAUAAGAUACUUUGAUUAUAGAGAGUGGCUGUUAUAUGGCCUGGGACCAAAGAAAGCAUUUAUUGUACAGGCCAGUGCUAGGAGGAUUGAAGGUGGUCAAUAAAUACUUGUCGAACUGAAUUGUGGACAAUUUAUUGUAACCAGAUAGCAAAGCACUGUUACUCUGUAUGCUGGCCUAAUGUGGAGAAAUAGCUUUAUUACAUAGGGAAUCAUAAUGAUACUUUGCUCCAGAAUAUAUUUCCAAGUUUGUGUUGUCUCUGACUUACUAUGCAAGAUUCUUGUUCAUUAUUUCAGGCAGUUUUCACCAAUCUUAAAAUGCAAACAGGAGGGCUAAGCUACUUAAGAUACCAUAAUCUUUUGCUGGUUCUCUACUUGAUGUAAGCAUUUCAUUUUUUUCUAACUUGAUAUUGAAUCUUAGUACAGGUGAGUGUUAUGGGAAAUCUUGCCUUUUCAUUCUGAGGUAGUACAGUAUUAUUCUUUGAGUAGCUUGCUCCCUUUUAAAGGUAGCUUUUUCAUACUUUAAAGCAUUUUAUAGCUCUGUUCAAAAAUGAGAGUGGGCAGUUUGUUUAAACUUUGAAGACUAUGCCCUGGUAAAGAUACUGGCGUGUUAAGAAAAUAGACUUUGGAGUAAAUUGAGCUUGUAACUCCAAGGCCUUUUUGUAAGAAAAUCAUUCUUAUUUAUCCUUGGUGAGAACUAGUUGGGGGCAGGGAGUCAUCUAAUCUAAAUAGGAUAGUGUGUCAGAAUGUCUUCCAGCUCAGAGGGACCCCCGCAAGUAGUUUUCUACUACUCACCUGCCCCACCCCAUUUGACAGAUAAGGAUUCUGAGUGUUAAAGAGGUUAAAUAACUCACUCAGGGAUGUGUAACUUAUUUGUGGGAGACGAGAGUUUGGGUGUUCCAACCUGUGCUGUUUUCCCUGUAACAGGAUGCCUCCCAUUGCUUAGUCUUUUAAGUAGGCUGAAAAUUGGAAAGUACACCUACUUCUCUAGUGCCUACUAAAUGCUAGAUACAUUUUAACUGCUUUAUGUAUGUUAACUCAUUUAAUCCUCACACCUCUGUGAGGCAAAUAAUGUUUUUUAUCCCAUGGUACAGAUGAGGAAACAUGUAUAGAGAGAGUAAUUUGCCUAAAAUCAUCAGCUGGUAAGUGGUGGUGCCCCUUAAUUAAACUUUUCCAAGUAGCCAGGGGCCAACUUGAAGGCAGUCGUUGAAUGCUGUGUGGAUGGGCAAGGAAUAGUCCAUUGUAAAUACAGUCAGGUGUGUUUUUUAAAAAUGGAUGCUUGCAAGGUAAUAUAUUAAAUGGUCUAAGAGGUAUGAAGACACAUAUCCUUAACAGUAGUUCAGUUGAGGAGGAGGACAUGAAAAACUUAGAGAAAGAAACAAGGACUUCACAGCAGAUACCAGUAGAGACCAUUAGGGGGAGGGGGGGAUUUAGACAGAGGAGAAGACAUUGGUCAGAUCAUCUAGGGACCUAAAAUAAAACCCAGCCCUGCCACUUGUUGUGACUUUUCUCUUAACCUGAAUAAGAACAGAGAAAGGUUUGGGCGUGGAGGAGAGGACCUGCCCCAAUCGGAGGAAGAGGGAAUGCGCCUCUGCCCUCAUCUCUGGCCCUUCGGGUCUCACUUCCUUCUUGGAAUCUCUUCCUGUUCAGUCCCAGUGACCCUAGAAAUAUCCUCCUCUUUAGAACUCCGGCCUAGGUGUGGGCACAAAUCAGGAUUGCUUUAUUCUCCUUAAUACAGCUGAGACAGGAUAGAAUUUUCAUAAAAAUAGAUACUUCUGAUGCCAGGCUGGUUACCAUGCUAUUUCUAGAUGAAAUAGAUGUGUCCAUUGGCACCUCGUGACUCUCCUUAGUUACACAGCUCUCUAUAGUGAAAACAGCAGGUGGCAGAUGAGGCCCAUUCCUGAGUGAUGGUUCUUCAUGGGCCCCUUCGUUGGACUUCCUCUUAGAAUCUUAUGUACAAGGAAGCCCUUCCUUACUCCAUGUUAGGACAGAGUGAGUUUGUUAUUGUUGACUGAAAUCAACAUGGCUGCUGUAUGAAGAAAGAGUAUAUUCAGUGUAACUGAGGACCCUGGCCUGGGAGGACAGUCAUUCAGAGAGUUCUGAUUGGAAUACUCCGGAGCCCUUUGUCUGGAGACAGUUAGUAUGCCUUUUUAUGACAGGAAUGCCUGGAGGAAAAGAGGUUACGUUAAUCAGUGUGUUAAAGCAGCAUGUCAAGGAUACGUCUCAGUGUCACGGGAGAACAUACUGUGCACAUUCUGCUGCUACCUAUGUGUGAGAGAAGGCAGAGAUCAGGACUGUUAAUCAUUCUCCUAAAGAAUUCGGUCAAGGACAGAAAAACCAGACUCCUCUGUGAGCAUUCCAGGCUGUUUCUGUUCUCGGCCACGGUCAAAGGCCCGUGGCAGUCUUGCUGGCACAGGUGAGAGUGGCUGCACGGCUUCUCCACAACACAGCCCGAGUUGGUCUGGCUAAACAACUUAGGGCCUCGACAGUUUACCAAGCUGUCCUUGCCUGUGGCACCUCUGUGGGGAGCCGUAAGAAUUUUAUUUCACAGUAUGAUGGUUAGAGCUUAAUCCAAGGAGUCCCACAGACCUAAUUUCAAAUGCUGACUGUACCAUUUAAUUGCUGUGUAACCUUGGGUUAUGUUAUUUAAUGUCAGUAAACCUCAGUUUUGUCAUUAAAAAGUGAGAUGAUAAUUAUGCCUACCUCAGGAUUGUGUGAAAUGGGUAAUGUGAUUCCUGGCACAUAGAAAGCAGUCAAUGAACAUUGGUUCUUAACUAUUACACCUCCUAGAAGCUUCUUGAAUGGAACAGCCAUGAGGGUCAAGUGACAUUUUAGCUUAGCUCUGAAGGAUAAGUAGGAUUUGAAAGAGCAGAGAAGGAAAUCGUAGGCAUUGAGUGUGAUGUAAGGAAAGGCUGGCAAUCAAAAUACAAAGCCUAUGUAGUAAGUACUGAGUAGACUCAUUUUACUGGAUCAAAAGAUUCAUGUGGGGACAGGGAAGAAAUUGAGGGGAAACAGACUACUGGAGGAUGGUGACUGCAGGCAGUAGUUUUAGGAAGAGUAAUCUGAGAGUAAGAUAGGAGAUGGGGUUGGGAGGCAAAGUAGGGAGAAAAUGAAGGCAGGGAACCAGAGAGGAAGCUGGACUUCACGGAACUAGGUAGAAAAGUAAGCAUGAACAAAGAAUUACUUCUUCCUGGUGCUUGGAGACUGAAGCACAGAAUUAACAGAAUUAAACACUGCUGGGUUCUCUAGAAGAUAAGUACAGAAAAGACAUGUCCCUGUCUAAGAGGCUUAAAAUUGUGUUGGGAGGUAGAGAAGGAAUUUCAACCCAAAUAUUGAAAAGACAAGGAGAACAUAAACGCCCUAAGGUAGGAGCAAAGACAGUACUAAGGGCGUUCAAAGGUGGGAAGGUAUCACAGUUUAAUUCAGAAUGUGUGGAGACGUUCUAUGCCUUGAAGGAUAAGUAAACAUUUGACCAGUAGAGCUGAAACAAUGGAGAUUGUUCACAGCAAAGGAGUGAAGGUAAAAAAUCACAUCCAAUGUUUGGGGAACAUGGAUGGACCAGAUGGGUUGAAAGAUAGGGGAUCAAGAAAAGUAGUGGGAGGCAAGACUGCAGAAGUGCUGACUGGUUUGAACACUAAACUAGUAGAUGGAGGAUUCAUUGACAGUACCUGAGGGGAAGCAGGGAAUGCCAGAGCAUACCUUGGCAAUGCUGCCUUGACCUAGGUAUGUUGUUCAUAUUGGAAUUAAGCUGGAGAAACUAUUUGGGAACUAUGUCCCUAGCCUAGCCAGGAGAUAAGAAGCCCGGAUGAGGGUGGUAGAAAAUAAUUGUGGGAGGCAUAUAGCAGGAAAAGAUGGUAUUUCUUUUGACUUUUCAGGAUGAAAUGAAAGUAACUAAGGCUUAUAGAAAUUAUUUAGCCUUGAUUUGGGAAAAAGCUAGCCAAAGGCGUGAUCUUUUGGGCAACCUGUGUCUGCCUCCUUCUGUGGAGGUCCUGGCUGGCUCAUGCCCCAGCUCCAGGGGCCUCUUCCUGGAAGCUGCCCUGUUAACAUGUCUGUUACUUCUCAAAGCCUCUGUGGUGCUCCUGUUAAAACUACCUUAGACCUGUUGGUACAUUGUGCUUGUACCGUAAUUAUUUUUGUAAAAAUAGGAAUGGGGCUUCUCAUAGGACACCCUGCAUAUUAUAGAUUCACAGGAAUGUUUAAGAAAUUGAAUUAUUGUCACUGUAAGGACCUCACAAGCUGCUCUGAGGUUGAAAACAAAAUGUAUUUACUGCAGCAAGGAAGGUGGGGUGCAAAACAGGUCUGAAGGGAUCGGUGGGAAGGGCUAGAAGACACUUUGCAAUAGGACUUUUACCAGUUUAAAAUCAUCUGAGAAAUGACUUGAUUCCCCACAUUCUCUUUACAGUUGCGUAGAAAGGUUUUUUGGAUGUAAUGUUCUUUAUUGUUAUUAUAGACUGCUGUUUUAAUAAGGAUUUCUAUUUUUUAUUAAGGACCAAAAAAUGAGAUAGAAAAAUUAAUCCUGUGGUAAUAUUUGAUUAAAAUCCUGUUCUUGUGAUGAAAACAGUCAUUUCUAAACUUUUUUGGCCACACAUUCCUAUCAGUAAAAAUUAUUUAUAAAAAUUAUAUACAUGUACUGUUACAUCAGUAUUUUGUAUAAUAAAACAAGAGAUACAUUGAAUUGUGCUACUUAAAGAUAACUUUUGUGGUUUAAAUGUAGAGUUGACCCUCGAAUGACAUGGUUUAGGGGCUCUGACUCCCCCAACAUUGAAAAAAUCUGUGUGUCCCGAAACUUAACUACUAAUACCUUACUGUUGACGAGAAGUAUUACCAGUAACAUAAACAACUGAUUACUCAUUUUUUAUGUCAUGUGCAUUAUUUGCUAUAUUCUUACAUAAAGUGAGCUAGAGAAAAGGGAAUGUUUUUUCAAGUUGUUGCAAAUAUAAAAAAAAUUUUCCAAUAUAUUUAUUGAAAAACGUCUGAUCAUACCUAGACCCACACAGUUCAAACCCAUGUGUUCAAGAGUCAAUUGUACAUGAUUUUUUCCCACCAAAAUUACUAAUAAUUUUUUAGUGAGAACCAUGUAAUUCGAAAUGCUUUGGUAGGGUAAAACUCUUGGCUUAACUCAUUAUGUUACAGAAAUCAGUUGCUUUGUCUCUGAAACUUGAAUUUGAUGUUUAGUUUUGAUGGCUGUAGGAUUGAAAAAGAUAGUUCACAAAGAUUUGUCAGUUCAGUGGAAAGAAAUGCUUAGUGACUUGUGAUUGGUCCUCUCCACCAACCGUGCUAAAUUUCUGUGCUAACAUUCAGCUAGUACAUUCCCAUUUUUCAUGCCCAUAAAUUUCCUGUUCUUACAAACUAAUCAAAAGGUGUAUAUUUUUAACAAACAGACUUGUGUCCCUCUAGAUUUUUUUUCAUUUGGAAGAUUUUUAAACAGAUUAGAAAAUAUUUCUGAGGUUUUUUAAAUAAGGAUUUUUCCAGGAUACUUAGUUUCAGUUUUGGCAGUUAAAAUUACCUAAUAAUGGGAAAACUUCCCAGUAUACAUCUGUUCUCAUAAUAGUUCUUUCCUCAUGCUCUUUCCUUUUUUUUUUUAAAGCAGCUAUUUUCUCACCGGUUGACUUGUUUUAUUUAUUAUAUUAGAUCGACAUUGGUUUUUAUCUCCUAGUCUGGCUGAGUAAACCUUGUUCUAGAUAGAAACUUCAGCUGUGCCAUUCUCUUAUUUACCUCUGUGUACAUCAUUAGUUUUUCCUCUAAUUGUAGUUUCUCUGCAGGAUCCUUAAAACUGCUUGUCUUUUUAUUUUUUAUUUUAGAUUAAAAUUGACAUAUAAUGUUAUAGAUGUUGCAAAAUGAUCGCAACAGUAAGUCUUAACAUUCGUCACCAUAGUUAACAAUUCUUUUUCUCGUGAUGAGAGGUUUUAAGAUUUACUCUCAGCGUCUCUCAAGCGUGCAGCACAGUAUUGUUAACUGUAGUCACCAUGCUAUACAUUACAUCCCCAGGACUGACUUUAAAACUGGAAGCUUGUACCUUUUGACCCUAUUCACCCAUUUCAGCCAGCCCCCCGCCCCAUGCUUGUCUUUUUUAUGAAGGCGAGAUUAAAGCUAGAUGAAAUAAUCCGUGAGUCCACACAACUGGUCUCAGAUAAACAGGGAAACAGCUCAAUACCUAAAGAACAAGUGAAGAGAGCACCUUGGUAGCUCUCUGUGUGCGAGAAGGGGGCCCCCGUUUCUCCCUUGGGAUGUAUCACGUACCCUGUAUGACAUGUGACAGUUCAGUGUUUAGACUGAGUGAUGGUGUUAGUAUCAAUUUGUACAUUAAAUGUGGCUCACUUUCUCUCACUUUAAAACUAUUAGCAGGCAUUUUGAUAUUUUCUUUGUGUAUCCAGAGUGGAUUGUCUUGUACUUCGAAGACCACAACUUUAAGCUGACUGAGGCACCCAUAAAAAUGACAGAAAAAGUGAGAUGGUAGAUUGGCAAUUCCGGGGCUUCAAAUUUGGCUUGAAUGUUGACUCCACUAGGAAGACUACAGAAGCAAACGUCAGAAACCUCUCCUAGGACAGAAAGGAGAGCACAGACCCUGUUGGGAUCAAGGCAGUUCCCUGAGCUGAAUGAUGACUGCUGAAUCAAGGGAAGCCACCGGCCUGUCCCCUCAGGCUGCACAGGAGAAGGACGGUAUCGUCAUAGUGAAGGUAGAGGAGGAAGAUGAGGAAGACCACGUGUGGGGGCAGGACUCCAGCCUGCAGGAGACUCCUCCUCCCGACCCAGAGAUAUUCCGCCAGCGUUUCAGGCACUUCUGUUACCAGAACACUUUUGGGCCUCGAGAGGCUCUGAGUCGCCUAAAGGAACUUUGUCAUCAGUGGCUACGACCCGAGAUCAACACCAAGGAACAGAUCCUGGAGCUGCUGGUCCUGGAGCAGUUCCUUUCCAUUCUGCCCAAGGAGCUUCAGGUUUGGCUGCAGGAAUACCGUCCUGACAGUGGGGAGGAGGCCGUGACCCUUCUGGAAGACCUGGAACUUGAUUUAUCAGGACAACAGGUCCCAGGGCAAGUUCACGGACCUGAGAUGCUUGCAAGGGGAAUGGUGCCUGUGGAUCCAGUACAGGAGUCCUCGAGCUUUGACCUUCAUCAGGAGGCCACCCAGUCCCAUUUCAAGCAUUCAUCUCGGAAACCCCGCCUUUUGCAGUCACGGGCUCUCCCUGCCACUCAUGUUCCUGCCCCUCCUCACGAGGGGAGUCCCAGAGACCAGGCGAUGGCAUCUGCACUGUUCACAGCAGAUUCCCAGGCAAUGGUGAAGAUCGAGGACAUGGCCGUGUCCCUCAUCCUGGAGGAAUGGGGAUGUCAGAACCUGGCUCGGAGGAAUCUCAGUAAGGACAACAGGCAGGAGAAUUUUGGGAACGUGUUUUCCCAGGGUGGUGAGAACAGGAAUGAGAAUGAGUCCACCUCAAAGGCAGAGAUUGCCAAAGACUCAGCACCACAUGGGGAGAUAACAGGAAGAUUCCAGAAAGAUUUUGGAGAAAAACGUGAACAGCAGGGCAGGAUAGUAGAAAGGCAGCAGAGAAACCCUGAGGAGAAAACUGGAAGAGACAAGAGAGAUGCAGGGCCAGCUACCAUCAAGGAAAAAAAGCCCACCACAGGAGAGAGAGGUCCAAGGGAAAAGGGUAAAGGUUUGGGAAGAAGCUUCAGUCUAAGUUCAAACUUUAACACCCCUGAGGAAGUCCCAACAGGAACAAAGUCUCAUAGAUGUGAUGAAUGUGGUAAAUGCUUCACAAGGAGCUCAAGCCUUAUUCGCCAUAAGAUAAUCCACACUGGCGAAAAGCCGUAUGAAUGUAGUGAGUGUGGGAAAGCCUUCAGUCUUAACUCAAACCUUGUCCUGCAUCAGAGAAUCCACACAGGAGAGAAACCUCAUGAAUGUAAUGAGUGUGGCAAAGCCUUCAGUCACAGCUCAAAUCUCAUUCUGCAUCAGCGAAUCCACUCUGGAGAGAAACCUUAUGAAUGUAAUGAGUGUGGGAAGGCCUUCAGCCAGAGCUCAGACCUUACUAAACAUCAGAGAAUCCACACAGGGGAAAAACCCUAUGAAUGUAGCGAAUGUGGAAAAGCUUUCAACCGAAACUCAUACCUUAUUUUGCAUCGGAGAAUUCACACCCGAGAAAAGCCCUAUAAGUGCACUAAGUGUGGCAAGGCCUUCACCCGGAGUUCAACCCUCACUCUGCACCACAGAAUCCAUACCAGGGAGAGAGCCUCUGAAUACAGCCCAGCUUCCCUUGAUGCGUUUGGAGCAUUCCUGAAGAGCUGUGUAUAA